CGCGCGCCCGAAGCGCGGCUCCCGCGCCCCUCCUCCGGCCCCGGCUCCCGCGCGCCUCCUCGAGAUCGAGCUCUGAAAGAAUACAGGCAACAUGUUCUACACUCAAGUGCUUAUGAGCAAACGAGGGCCGUUGGCCAAAAUUUGGCUUGCAGCUCAUUGGGAGAAGAAACUCACAAAGGCCCAUGUAUUUGAAUGUAAUCUGGAGAUGACCAUUGAAAAAAUUCUUUCACCUAAGGUGAAAAUUGCACUUCGAACUUCAGGACACCUUCUUUUGGGAGUUGUUCGAAUCUAUAAUAGGAAGGCAAAAUAUCUUUUGGCAGAUUGCAGUGAAGCAUUUCUUAAAAUGAAGAUGACAUUUCGCCCAGGACUAGUUGACCUUCCAAAAGAGAAUUUUGAAGCAGCUUACAAUGCUAUCACAUUGCCAGAAGAAUUUCAUGAUUUUGACACCCAGAAUGUGAAUACUAUUGAUGUUUCAGAACACUUCACUCAGAACCAAAGCAAACCUGAAGAAAUCACACUUAGAGAAGAUUAUAGCAAUGAUCUACUUUUCCAAGCUGGGAGCUUUGGGGAGGAAUCUGAAGUUCUCAGAAGAAAUAGCUUCUUUGAUGACAACAUCUUACUGAAUUCCAGUGGUCCUUUAGUUGAACAUAGUUCUGGAAGCCUCCCUGGUGAUAAAUGUGUGUUCUAUGACAGUGGAGAUGGAUUUGGAGAUGAAGGGGCUGCAGGAGAAAUGAUUGACAACCUCUUGCAAGAUGAUCAGAAUAUCCUGUUAGAAGACAUAUCAUUGGACAGAGAAAUCUCCCUGCCUCCUGAGCCUCCUGAUACAUUAGUGGAACCAGAUAAUGCAGAGAAUAUAUGCCUACCUGAAAAUGAAAAAAUGAAUGAAACCACAAUAUCAAAUGAAGAGGAAGGAUUCACCCUUGACCCAGUUGAUGCUGCAGACAUUGCUGAUAAAAGGAAAGGCAAAAAGAGAAAAUUGCUCAUAGAUCCAAUCAAGGAGAUCAGUAGCAAAAUUAUGCAUAGACAGCUUACUUCCUUUACUGACACACUCAUGGUUCUGGAACUUGCACCUCCUACCCAAAGACUGAUGAUGUGGAAGAAGAAAGGGGGAGUGGAUACACUUCUGUCAACUGCUGCCCAGGAUUUGACUCAUGCUGAACUAAAAUUGUUAUUUACAAAGUGCUUUCUGUCCUCUGGCUUUAAACUUGCAAGAAAAUUGAUACAGAAGGAGACAGUCAGGGAAGAAAAUGGAAAGGAAAACAUAGUAGAAACCUCUCUGAUGGAAGAGCCAAAUUUCCAGAAAGAGUUAAGUCAAGCCCAAAUUUGGAAGGGUGUGAUUAAUGGAUCUAAGUGUAACUCUCAUGAAGAUGCCAUCAAAAAUAUUAACUCUGAGCUGGAUAUUGUUGAAAUGAUUUCUUCAGCUGCUGAGGAAUCCUCUCUUAUAAAUGGCAUCUUGUCACAAGAAAUUGAAAAUUGUCCAGUUGAAUCGGAAUCAUUGGGGAGUGAACAAAGCAUUGAAGCAGAAAGAUGGAAUCGAAGAAUACUUCAGAUGUUAAAUAGAUUACGGGAAUCUAACAGGAUGGGAAUGCAGUACUUUAGUCUGAUGAAGUUCUGCAGACACAGUGACCGAAAACAAGCAGCUGCCAAAUUUUAUAGUUUUCUUGUCCUAAAAAAACAGCGGGUGAUUGAGCUGAACCAGAGUGUUCCCUAUGCAGAUAUUAUAGCUACAGUGGGACCAAUGUUUUAUGAUCUUUGAAAGAAAUCUGGAACAUGUAGAUUUAUGUCAUCAGUGAAAGUUCUGCGUAGAUCGGUUAAUCUACUAAAGAAGCUGGAGGCAACUGAAUGUUUGACCCAUUUCAUAGCUAGGUUGAUUUUAUUUCUCCUUUGUAAAUUCAGAAAAAUCAUAGCCAGAAUAGGAAACCUGUAUGUUCAUAGAAGCACCUAAUUACAGCUAAGUAAUUUUUUUUUCAACUUAGCUGACUUGAGUAUAUUGCAUUUACCAUUUCCCUGACUUAAAUGUUGCAUUUAGAAUACAUAUUUUAAACACUACUUGCCUUCAAGAAACUUGCAAGGAUGUUUUUAAAAAGCUGCUUUAUAUUGGAUUGUUUAGUUAAAUUUUAGGAUUGAUUAAUAAUACUUUCUUGUUUGUUUUCCCACAGACAUUAAUCUGUUUGAUUUUAAUGCAUAUCAUCCCUGAUUUCACCUAGUGGCAUAUUUUUAAAUUAACAUCUUAACUGAAGAACUGAAAAAUCCAUCUUUGUUCUAAAUUACCUGAGUGUCUUUCAGUCUAUUUAUAGGUCAUUUAACUUUUUUAUUUCUAUUUACUAAUUAUAACCACCAUUGAUGUGUCAUCAAACUGAAAUCUUCUUAUGUUAAAAAAAAAUUAGUAGAUACUUUUCAACAUGUCUGCAACUACAAUUCAAGUAGAGGACACUAAAAUAAAUAUUCUUUUACUUGGUGUUUACUAACAUUUUUGACAUUAAAACUAUUGUUUUUCUUUUUUCUUAGUUUGGAUUAGGAAAUAUUCAUUAUUAUGCUUUGUCACCUUCAUAGUAUACUCUAAAAUGAAGCCUAUGGCACUUUCUAUAGAUACUGUUUUAUCUGAAAUUAUGCUAUAAGCUAAAUUCUAAAUGGCCUUGAAUGUACUAACUAUAAGAUUGAAAUGUCAAAAUUGCCUUUUUAAAUUACUUUUAAAAUUAACAUAUAGAAAAAUUGACUUUUUUCAUUUUGAUUCACAGCUCUAGGAAUUUUAACAUAGGUCUAGAUUCCUGUAGCCACUGCCACAAACAGGAUCCCGACAGUAACAGCACCCUGCGCUUUGUAGUCACAUGUUUCCCCCACUCUAACUCUUGGCGACCGCUCUUCUACAUGGCUGCACUUUUGUCUUUUUGACAAUGUCAUACAAGUAGAACCAUGCAGUAUUUAACCUUUUGAGACUGCUUUCUUUCACUGUUGUAAAGACUUUGAGAUUGGUUCAAGUGCUUGCCUGUAUCAGGGGUUCCAUUCUACUUAGUGUGGAGUAAUGUUCUGUUGUCUGGAUAUACCACAGUUUAUUUCUCUCCUGAAGAACAUUUAAGUUGUUCUCAGAUGUUAGACAAUUAUAAAUAGAACUGCUACAUACAUUUGUGUACAGUGUGUGAUAUGGAUUUGCAUUUUUUAGGGAAAAUAUAUACAAGUGCGAUUGCUGGCUCAUGUGGUCAAUGCAUGUUUAUAAGAAAUUACCAAAUUAUUUUCUCGAGUGGAUGUACCAUUUUGCCCUCCACCUAGCAAUGUGUGAGAGUUGACUUCUCAUUACUCUCUGUUUUGAGAUAAUUGAAGGUUUACAUGCAGUUGUAAAAGAUUAUACGGAGGGAUCCUAUAUACUUGCCACCCAGUUUCUCCCGAUGAUAACAUCUUGUAUAGCGAUAGUACAAUAUCAUGGGAAAUUGACAUCGAUAAAUAUACUCAUCUUAUUCCUAUCUUACCAGUUUUACAUGCACUCCUAUGCAAUUUUUUCACAUACAUAGUUUCACACGGCAACCACCACAGUCAAGAAACAGAACAUUUCCAUCACGAGGAUUAUUUGUGCUUCCCUAUUGUAGCCCGGCCGGCUCUCCCACAGCCCUCCUCCCUAGCCCCUGACAGCCACUAAUCCGUGCUUAAUGUGUUCUGUUCCCCUCCAACUACUGCUGGAGCCAUGCUGCACAAAUUUCAAUUUGUUGUAUUUUUACUUUCAUUCAGUUGUAAAAUUUUCUAAUUUCUCUUGAGACCUGUGGAUUAUUCAGAAGUAUGUUGUUAAUUUCCAAAGGACAUUUUUCUGUUCUUUCAAUGACUCUAAUUUAUUGUAAUCAGAAAACCUAUUUUAAGUGAUAUUUAUUUUUUUAAAGUUUGCUUAAUGACCUUGUAUAGGGUCUGUCUAGGUGGAUAUUCCCUGGAACUUGAAAAGAAUAUAUUCUCCAGUUGUUAGGUGGAAUAUUCCAUAAAUGGCUAUUGCUUGAUCAAUAAAAUCUUUUAAA
Messenger RNA from Talpa occidentalis (Iberian mole), 3995 nucleotides. It is a transcript of the gene RAD21L1, whose product is annotated as RAD21 cohesin complex component like 1. Gene Ontology annotation, cellular component: synaptonemal complex; cohesin complex. The record is from RefSeq and is a predicted model, not a curated record. Gene Ontology annotation, biological process: synaptonemal complex assembly; mitotic sister chromatid cohesion; replication-born double-strand break repair via sister chromatid exchange. Gene Ontology annotation, molecular function: protein binding; chromatin binding. Lineage: Eukaryota; Metazoa; Chordata; Mammalia; Eulipotyphla; Talpidae. The transcript is spliced from 14 exons. Bases 92 to 1756 code for a protein of 554 amino acids.